UGAGGGUUGCUCGGCCACAGCCACGCUGACUUUACGGGAGGACGGAUCGCAACAACCGUUGUUGUUAGAUUAUUUUUCAUUUUCCUUCCCUCUCAUCCCUCAAACGGAUUUCUCAUCCUAAUGGCUGAACAGGAGAUGGAACAGCAAGACUUCACCGAGGACUACAGCGGUGGCGACUUUCAGGAAAACGGAGGAGGAGGCGCCAACGAAAAACCGGAUUCCGGAGAAGGGAAGGCGAGCGAUGUCCAAGACAGCGGCGCGGCGGACGCUCCCGGCAGGGAUGACGAUAGGAAACUCUUUGUUGGUGGACUUAGUUGGGAAACUACAGAAACUGAACUCCGAGAACAUUUCAAAAAAUAUGGCGAUAUUGAAAGUAUAAAUGUCAAAACAGACCCAAACACAGGCCGUUCGAGAGGGUUUGCGUUUAUUGUUUUUAGCACAUCCGAAGCUGUAGAUAAGGUUAUAGAUGCCGGUGAUCACGUUAUAAAUGGAAAGAAAGUAGAUCCCAAGAAAGCAAAAGCGCGCCAUGGUAAAAUCUUCGUUGGUGGUCUCAAACCAGAAUUAUCAGACGACGACAUAAAAUCCUUCUUUGGACAGUUUGGUAACAUUAUUGAAGUUGAAAUGCCGUUUGACAAACAAAAGAACCAGCGCAAAGGUUUCUGCUUCAUCACAUUUGACCAGGAAGCCGUAGUGACAGAUCUCCUCAAGACCCCGAAACAGUCUAUUAAUGGUCAUGAUGUAGAUGUCAAGAAAGCCACACCAAAGCCAGACUCCAUGAUGCGAGGAGGCAUGCGUGGAGGCAUGAGAGGGCGUGGUGGAAUGAGAGGACGUGGCAGAGGAUGGGGACAAGGCUGGAACCAAGGCGGCUAUGGGGGUUACAAUCAAGGAGGUUACGGUGGAUAUGGUGGCUAUGGUGGUUAUGAUUAUGGCGGCUACGGUGGAUAUGGUGGUUAUGGAGAUUAUGGAUACGGUUAUGACAACUACGGGUAUGGCUAUGGAUCUGGUAAUUAUGGCUCUUACCAGGCGGGCAAGGGUACGGCGGGGGGAAGAGCCAGCACGGGCGUCAGCAAGCGCGGCACCAACCGUACUGAAGGACGAUACAGCUAUAACGGUGCUUCCUGGAAUGGGGGCAUGUACUAGCACCUACCCUACUCACUCCUCCUCGUCAAAUCUUCAACUACCUCUGGUGUCGUGGUUCCCUCGAUGAACGUUGUGACAAGCCAGAAUGGAAGAUUUUUUUUUAUUUUUGUGUUUUUAUCAUUUUCGUUUUGGGUCCAGUUGCUGAUGGUUAGUGCAUCAGCAGUAUUUUCGAAGGCUUCCAUCCCUGGGAUGCUUUUUCUAUAGUGAACCUGUAAAUGUCGGGAGAUGUGUAGGGGUUUGUUCCAGUGGAAGAAUAGCCUUCGAAGUUUUGGUCUUACAGGAGGUAUAACAAAGGCAAUUAAUUGUGUGCGAGCCAGCCGUGGGAACAGGUUGAGUGUCGUGGACUUUUUAUAAUAGUGGCACGCAGAGUUCCUGCUAGUGUUUCCCUCCCAUCCUAUUUUUCUUUUUGUAUGUACUUUAUUAUUAUUUUAUUUUUAUCAGCAUUGACAUGAUGUUCAAAAUUAAAAGAAGUUUUAGGCCCAUUUAGUUUCCAUCUCCAAAAUUUGUCUAUGCACAUUGUUAUAAUGGCUGCCAGUGUUUCUUUAUUAUACCAUUGAUUUAUAUUUUUUGUACAUUAAACCAAUAUACAUAAUUAGGGUUAAGUAUUGUUUUAUUGAAGUACCUAUGUAAUAGGAAUCUAGUACAAGGAUUUAUUGAAACUUGUAUAAAAGAAUAAAAGUGUAUCUUCAU
Macrobrachium nipponense is the source of this 1830-nucleotide messenger RNA. Its product is annotated as RNA-binding protein squid-like. Gene Ontology annotation, cellular component: nucleoplasm; chromatin. Lineage: Eukaryota; Metazoa; Arthropoda; Malacostraca; Decapoda; Palaemonidae. Gene Ontology annotation, biological process: regulation of gene expression. The transcript has 6 exons. Gene Ontology annotation, molecular function: RNA binding. Bases 121 to 1140 code for a protein of 339 amino acids. The record is from RefSeq and is a predicted model, not a curated record.